This is a messenger RNA of Rhizophagus irregularis DAOM 181602=DAOM 197198, 342 nucleotides long. The record is from RefSeq and is a predicted model, not a curated record. NCBI's taxonomy places the organism in Eukaryota, Fungi, Glomeromycota, Glomeromycetes, Glomerales, Glomeraceae.
AUGAAUUACCGAGAAAAAGGCAAUAAAGCAUUUGUGUAUGGAGGAUUCGAGACCGCACGACAAGAAUAUACUAAAGGGAUUGAAGUUACACCUGAAGAACCGCGAUUAUGGUCAACCAUGCGCAAAUCUUCAUUAAACUUGGUCGUGGAGCUUACCCUUGAGACAUUUCGUAGUCAAGAGCGUUGCACCCCAGAGAGUUCUGCUUCUGUUCAGAAGCUCUUGGAUAAAAUCUCUGGAAAGAACAUCAAAAUGUCACCAGUUAGCUUUUCUGGUGCUUCACGAUCACAAGAAUUCGGUAUAAUAACAACAAAGAAUAUAAAAAAAGGAUCAAUUGCCCUAUAA